This is a messenger RNA of Oncorhynchus tshawytscha (Chinook salmon), 897 nucleotides long. Its product is annotated as transmembrane protein 53-B-like. The coding region runs from base 389 to 853 and encodes 154 amino acids. Lineage: Eukaryota; Metazoa; Chordata; Actinopteri; Salmoniformes; Salmonidae. Gene Ontology annotation, molecular function: serine hydrolase activity. The record is from RefSeq and is a predicted model, not a curated record. The transcript is spliced from 2 exons.
UCAGUUUUACUAGGGUAAGUUUGGAUGAAUGAAUGAAUAAUUGACUAUGGUCAAAUUACAAUACAAUAGAAGUACUAGCUAUCUAUAAUGUUACAUCAUGUUUAUACAGAAAAUCUGUCUACAAAAUAUAAUUUUUCAAUUUCUCAUUAUUUCCCCCUUCCAUACCAAUGCCUUUACCACAGUUGCCUUAUUGUACUGCCAGCGCCCCCUACAGGCUUCCUAACUCAGCGCUCACUGUCAAACCUUGCUGUCACCAUGCUAUUCUGUGGGAUCACAGCUCACCGCAUCAGCAAGACCAUCAUCUUUUACCUGAACGAGACGGCAUCAACUAAACCUUCACCUGGGCCUCCCAUUGGGCCUCCCCUUGGCCCUCUGUCUGCCCUGAACGAUGCAGCAUGUACCCCCACCAGCCCUUACCCCAGGCCCAACCAAGCCCCUGCUGCUAAUGCUUCCCUGGUUGGGGUCGCGACCCCAGGCUGUGGCCAAGUACUUUGAGAUCUACUUCCGUACAGGCUUUGACGUGCUCAUAGUGGAGAGCGAGGUAAGUCAGUUUCUGUGGCCUGGUUGGGGUCUAGACUAUGGAGCAAGGGUACUGGAUGUCCUACAGAGUGACCGCUUUGUGUCAUGCCCCUUACUCCUGCACGCCUUUUCCAUAGGAGGAUACACCUUCACCCAGUUGCUGGUACACAUAUCCCACGACACACAGAAGUACCACAGCUUCAUUAAGAGGAUCAAAGGCCACAUCUAUGACAGCCUAGUGCUGGGCUCACCGGAGAGGAUGGCUACCGGUGAGUCUUGGGGUCAGGGAUUAGAGGUUAAAGGUUAUAUACCGUCAGGUGUAACACAUGUAUGACAGCCUAGUACUGUCUAGUACAGCCUGGUUAGGCUCUAACCAAU